AUGGCAACAAAGACGAGAUUUCCCCUUAAACGGAAACGAGUUCUGCUCCAGUUUACUCUCGAAAUGCAGACGUUGUUGAGAACUCACAGAAUUCAACUUGUGCCGACAUUUGGGAAGGUUCGACACAUCUUCAUCGGUCUUGGAAUGCUCAUUCCGACCGACAAGCUGGUGAGGCUGCAUUUCGCAGAGGCAGCCAAACAAGCGAGAAUAGCAUCUGCCCAGUCGGAGGAGUGUGGACAACUGGUCCCCUUUGGGCGAGACGGAAAAAGCAUAAAGAACCGUGUGAUGGGUUUAUGUACAGUCCGGCCUGGACGAGGCGACGCUUCGGCGGUGGAAGGGUUGCAGGCGAGAACAAUGCGCCACGGGCCAGGAAGUAGAGCAGGUCUCAACAGGUCUCGUGUCUACAAAAGAGGUUGUUCGGCCAGGAUGGUCCUCCCCACCCCCCAUUGUUGGGCUGGCCUUCACUUCGGCCACUUUGGUCCGCCGGUGACGACCGUCCAGUCAGUCGAGUGA
This is a messenger RNA of Protopolystoma xenopodis, 513 nucleotides long. The record is from the annotation of a GenBank genome assembly. NCBI's taxonomy places the organism in Eukaryota, Metazoa, Platyhelminthes, Monogenea, Polystomatidea, Polystomatidae.